Haliotis rubra (blacklip abalone) is the source of this 1451-nucleotide messenger RNA. Its product is annotated as EGF-like domain-containing protein 1. Lineage: Eukaryota; Metazoa; Mollusca; Gastropoda; Lepetellida; Haliotidae. The transcript is spliced from 11 exons. The record is from RefSeq and is a predicted model, not a curated record. Gene Ontology annotation, biological process: heterophilic cell-cell adhesion; establishment or maintenance of epithelial cell apical/basal polarity. Gene Ontology annotation, cellular component: protein-containing complex; plasma membrane. Bases 162 to 1451 code for a protein of 429 amino acids.
CUCUGCAAGUCGACCGGCAGUAACAACACUGGCAACUGCGCGGGAUUAAGUGAACCACAACAUCGUUGCAAUGAGUUCUUUGGAGAUUGUGUUAAAGAUAUAAACAUGCAGGGGAAACCUUUACUGGAGUGACACCACAGCUGGGAUUACCCAGACACACAAUGAUGCAGCUGUUGGUGUGUGUACUCUCUACAUUAGUGGCCACAGCUGUGGGCAAGUUUAACUGUCGUCGGGACGAGAGCAUGUGUCUCAAUGACUCCAACUGCAACGAUGACGACGGUAUCUGUCAGUGCUCUGCACUCUACAGCGGAGUCGACUGCAGCAUCGUGGAAGCUGAAAAAGAACAAAGUCUGUGCUCAUCCGGUCCUUGUCUUAAUGGCGCCACGUGCAGCUCAGACUCGUCAACAUACAAGUGCCACUGUACGGAUAAUUACUUUGGAACAAAUUGCGGAACUUUGAGAUACAGCAUCAUCUGCGUUUCGACACCAACGCCUCGGAUGACGCUCAGGAUAACGCCGCAAGUCCCAAGUUUUAAUGGCACAAUCUUCGUUGAAGGGAAGGUCAAAACUACAGCAUGUCACAUGACCUUAGUAUCUGGCACGACCCAGACGUACGAGCUGACCCUCACUCACAUUCACAGCACGUGCGGGAACGCUGUCCACAACGCCAGUACCGACUCCAACACUAGGAAGUUUUACGUUUUGUUUGCCAGCAACAGCAUCGUGUUGACGUCCGACGAGGUGGUGACUGCUAUCUGCGACGACACCCACAGCACAGCAGUCACCUUCCAACUCAGCAACAUCGACAUUGACGGUAUCUUGAGUCCUGUCGGGGUGGACAUGAGCAUCAAAGAUGAAGACGUGAAUCUAACGCUGACGGUAUUAGGCAGCCCCGUCUCCAGCAGCGUCAACCUGGGUGACGACAUCAACGCUACUAUAGAAAUGACGGUCGCUGGUAUGCUUAAGUUUGAGGCCCUCCGUGUCGAAGGUUGUGUAGCCAGCAACACACUGACAGGCGGAGACUUGAAGUCGGUCAGAUUCAUCGCGGCCAGCUGUCCAUCCAGCGACGUCGACAUCGUCAUGAUACAGAAGCCAAAGAAGGACUCUGAUACCAAGGUGAGCUUCGUCUACGACGCUUUCAAGUUCACCAAUCAGGACGCGGUGUCGGUGACGUGCACUGUCAAGAUGUGCACAGAGGCGACCACGUGUGGAGCGGUCCAGUGUGGUAGCGAGUCCCAGCCCUACACCGGUUACGGGAGGAAGAAGAGAGUGGUACAGUCAGGCAUUUUCCUGGAGAAGACGGUCCGGACGACAUACCGUGUACAGACGGUCGGCGUACAGCGCACCAACAGUACUCAAGUACAAGGCAUCUUCGUUAGCAACAGAGGAAAUGACGUCCCACUGAGCUUCAACAUAGUUGGUUCGGCAAUUGUUCUUGUGCUGUUUUUAUGA